This is a messenger RNA of Lactuca virosa, 330 nucleotides long. NCBI's taxonomy places the organism in Eukaryota, Viridiplantae, Streptophyta, Magnoliopsida, Asterales, Asteraceae. The record is from the annotation of a GenBank genome assembly.
AUGGUCUUCCACAAACACAUCCUUCCUAAUGUUGUCACUUACAAUUCUUUGAUUCAUGGCCUUUGUAACUUAUGCUGUUGGGAUGAGGUCUCUAAAUUGCUCAAAGAGAUGGAGGACGAAAGGAUCUCUCUCAAUGUUCAGACGUAUAAUAUAUUAGUUGAUGCAGUUUGCAAGGAAGGUAAGGUGAAGGAUGCAAAUUGUAUUAUCAACUUAAUGAUUGAAAGAGGGAUUGAUCCUAAUGUAGUGAAUUACAAUUCACUUAUUGAUGGGUAUUGUUUGCGAGGUGAAAUGAGCAAAGCAAAGGAAAUUUUAAAUUUGAUGGGAUCUUAA